Molecule: messenger RNA, 1980 nt
Organism: Mustela lutreola (European mink)
Lineage: Eukaryota; Metazoa; Chordata; Mammalia; Carnivora; Mustelidae
Gene: OTOR
Product: otoraplin
Exons: 4
Coding region: 653-1042 (129 amino acids)
Biological process (GO): cartilage condensation
Molecular function (GO): protein binding
Source: RefSeq, a predicted model, not a curated record
UCAACUCACCUACAUCCUCCUUUCCACAUUUGCUAGGGUCUGGGUAUGGUUGUGGCUCAUGUGUUCCAAACCAUAUCCGUGUCAGGAAAGACGAGACUUCUGGAAAUUCUGUCAUGGGUGAUUUGUAAACUUAAGCGUCCUUGAUUUAUCUAGUCUAUAAACCCACAUGUUUACUAAUCGGAUUUGUUUCAAGGAACAUUCUGUGUCCUAAGGAUAUGGAUCUCUCAUUUUCAGCAGAUUCCUCUACUUAGAACCUCUUUGCUCCUAAGUGGAAAGAAUAUGAAAAUGGAGCCAAAAAAAAAAUGGGUUUAAAUGAAUUAAAGUUCUCAUAGCUCUUUCCACAAUUCCCUACUAGGGCAAUAUACCACAGCUAAAAAGACUUUGCCGAUGGUGGACUGUUUGGGCUAUCUUUUGUGUAUUAAUAAAAAAAAGAAAAAGACAUCGAGUUUGGGUCUCUUUGGAAAACCAGAUGCAAAUUAGCCCCUGGAUCCCAGGGGCUGUUAGGAAAGCAGAGGAAGGAACGGUGGGCACCUUCCCAUUGGCUGGGGGGCACUCACCCAGAUGUCUGGCUUCCACAUAAAAGAGAGGAACCACUGCAGUCAGCUCCCACUUCCAGUUAAAGGACGACAGCAAAAACAGCCAAAAAAGGAAGAUGGCCAGACUAUUAUUAUUUUCCCUCCCAGGUCUUGUGGCCAUAUGUGCCGUGCAUGGAAUAUUUAUGGACAGACUUGCUUCCAAGAAGCUCUGUGCAGAUGACGAGUGCGUGUACACUAUUUCUCUGGCCCGAGCUCGAGAAGAUUACAAUGCCCCAGACUGCAGGUUCAUUAAUGUUAAAAAAGGACAGCAGAUUUACAUUUACUCAAAGCUGGUGCAAGAAAAUGGAGCUGGAGAAUUCUGGGCUGGCAGUGUUUAUGGAGAUGACUGUGAGGAUGAGAUGGGCACCCUGGGCUAUUUCCCCAGCAGCUUGGUCGAGGAGCAACACGUGUACCAAGAUGCCACCAAGGAAGUCCCCACCACGGAUAUUGACUUCUUCUGUGAGUAAGAAAUUAGACCUGCAAAUAAAAAGGAAACACCAAAAAAUAUAAACAGUGAAAUAACAAUAACAACAAAAAAUAUGUGUCCCUAAUUCUUGACUUUUGAUUCAAGGCUUUUUUUAUCCUUACAGGAGGGCUGAGUCUUGGGGGCCAGUGGUGGUAGAUAAAGGAGUAAAUUCUGUUCAGUUCUCUGCUGGCCUGGUCUUCCCACCACCUGGAAGGCAGGGCGAUGUUUGGCUCAAGGGGGAGAAUUGAAAGCAGAAAUUCUUUUUCAGCCUAGAGAAUCCUCUCUUACACAGGAAUGCAUACAGAAGACGGUUCAUUUGUAUUACUUCUUCACUGUAAUUCUUGCCAGUUCUUUGGCUCCUUAUAGAAACUUGGUAGGUGACAGGUCUUACUUGGGACAUGCUGUUUUCUAAUUAUUUGUCUUACUGGCCAUUGGGAGUGUUAUAAUGUACCCAAAGAGGCUAUAUCCUCAAGGAAUAUGCCAGGAUUAUUGUUACUUUUAAUAUUUGAUGCCUUUGAGAUGUGAAGCUGGUGCGAGUGGACGAGUUUUUUGGACUCAGAGAUAUUGGACUCUGCCUCUUUCUCUUUACUUUUAAGUAAGUAUGUGUGUCUGUAAUGAGGGAGGCGCAGCUUAUGAAAUAUUUGUAAUGGGAUAGUUUCCCCUUUGUGAGUGCUGUUACUGCAAACAUUCGAGCUUCCAAUCAAGAGACAGGAGGAAAACGUCUGUGGGUUAUUUUUCCUCUUCUCUUUCAACUUCGAAUUUCCUCUUCCUGUGCAAAGUCCCCGAGUCAAGGAUGAUGUGGGAAGAAAUCUGGUGAGGGGGAUUGGUGGUCCCAAUGGACGUACAAGUUUCUCUACAUUUAAUUGGAAAUUUACUUUGAUUGUUCAUUCCUAAUAUAAUUCUUUUGAUGUAGUCAUGAGUCUGUUUACAUGUAAUUAA